GCGAGAUUUUCCAAAUGGGGCGGACGCUUCCUCGGAAAAAGAUACGAUUUAAUUUAUGAAAGCGCUAAACCAUUUAAUAUUGUGUAUGGAUUUUGGCCGAAAAUUGUCCCACUUCAGAAACAACGCGACGCUAAUUUCAAGUAACUCGGGUCACUGAUCUUUAAUUUAUUCCGGCAUGGAAGUCACCAAACAUAGUUUCUACGGAGCAAGUGGUAUGAUGGCGCUGGUUGUCUCGCGUUAGCCGCCGUUUUCUCCAUACUCACAAUGGCUUCGGAGCAGAAGACAAGCUGGAUAUUGACUGGUGCUACCGUCGCCUGUGUGCUUGCUCUCUAUGUUCCCUGUGUCCAGAGGACAGUCCCCGGUGGAGAUUCAGGAGAGUUGAUCACCACUGCCUGUGAGCUGGGGGUGGCCCAUCCUCCUGGAUACCCCAUCUUCACUCUACUAGCCCGCCUGACAAUGCAUAUUCUUCCCACAAUGUCACCAGCCCACAGUGUCAGCCUAAUGAGCAGUGUUCUGGGGGCUUUUGCAUGUGGCACCCUGUGCAUGACUGUGUGCAGGCUGGCAGGUCCUGGUUCUGGAGCAGCGCUGGCUGGAGGAGUCUUGGCACUGUCCAGGCUGAGCUGGCAAUGGUCCAUGGUCGCUGAAGUCUUCACCCUUAACAACCUUUUCACCGGGCUGCUUUUCCUUUCGACUGCUAGUUUUCACUUGGCCAAGAAUGCAUUGGAGAGGAGGAAGGCCUCACAGUGGGGUGCACUCUGCUGUGGUUUGGGGCUCUGCAACCAGCAUACAUUGGUGCUGUAUGUACUUGUUGUCAUCCCGUGGGUCUUCCUGGGACUGCACUACCACAGAGAGCUCUCAUUGCGUACCCUUGUGUCCAUGGGAAUGUGCUUCCUGCUGGGAUUCCUGCCGUACAUCUACUUACCAUUGUCUUCCUACAUGAACUCGGCCCGUUGGAGCUGGGGAGACCAGACCACCAUGUCUGGCCUGCUAACCCACCUGCUCAGGGCUGAAUAUGGCACCUUCAGUCUGGCAAAGACAAAGAGCUCUGUGAACCUAACCACAAUGCUUUCGGCCCAGUUGGACCACUACCUCGCAGAUCUUUCACUUCCUGUUGUGAUUUUGGCCGGACUAGGCCUACUUCUCUCGUCAAGGGAUAGAAUGUGCCGCUCUCUUUCCUGGCUGUUAACUUCCAUGCUGUUGGUUUACUCGCUGUUUUUUGCAUGGCGAGCCAACUUGGACAUUAGUAGACCUCUAUUGCUUGGUGUGGUUGAGCGUUUUUGGAUCCAGGGUGAUGCUGUAGUGUGUGUGCUGGCUGGCCUCGGCUGCAGCCUGAUUGUCUCUGGGCUGGAGCGUAGGCUGGGUCACGCAAGGUUGUGGAAAACAACAGGCUGGGUCCUCACCACAGCUCUACUGGCAAACAUGGCACACACUAAUUACAGGGAAUGUGAUCAGAGCAAAAACAGUGUGGUGGAACGGUUCGGCAUGGAGCUUUUAGCUUCCUUCUCAGCAGACGCCAUCAUCCUGACCAGGGGUGAUCUGCCUGGGAACUCCCUCCGCUACCUGCACUACUGUCUUGAUGUACGGCCUGAUGUGCGACUUGUGGACCAAGAGAUGAUGACAUACACAUGGUAUGUGGCAAAGCUAGGGCAUCACCACCCCGGUGUCCACUUUCCUGGCCGCCAGUGGGACCCGGUCCACUCCAAGGAGAAAGACACCUUCAGUCUGGAGCAGUUUUUGUCCAGCAACUCCCAUAGGGAUGUGUUUGCCUGUAUUGGGCUGUCUGAUGGAGACCAGAGCUGGGAGCAAAACUUCUCCACCUGGCCGUUUGGAGUGUGUGACUUUUUGGUGCCUGCUUUAAGGCAGUUUCACCCAAAAGAGUGGGCCAGUCACACACGCAGUCUUUAUAACUGGAGCAAACCACACAACAGUUUCCAUCUCGCAUCAUGGGAGCGUGUGGCGAACGAGGAGAUGUGGCAAGCCAGAAUGAAGACUCCUUUCUUUCUGUUUGACCUGGCGGAGAGGCUGCAGGGAGAGGGCAAAGCUGACCUCUUUGAGCUGUCUUACUUUCUGUAUAAGGAACUUGUUGAGGUCCACUCCAACUACCCUCCAAACUGGGACAAGAACCUGGCGCUGGCCUGUGAGAGGCUUCUUCGCUCAGGUCACCAGGGCCACAGUCCAGACAGCCUGCUGACCUGCAGCGUCCAACACUUUAGCCUGUACUUGGACAAGGAUCCCACAGAUCCGCAGGCACCCGCCAUACGCUCGGCCGUUGCCCACCUGCUGAAGGAGAGAGACUGGCACCGCCAGCGCCUCAAGCAAACCACGUGACAGGUUUUUACAUAGACCUAUGUGGGGGGUGAUAUGCAGAAAUGGUUAUGUUAUGUCAGUAAUGUAGUGGUGUUGAUGAAGGCUGCAUUGCCACGCUGGACUUAGCAAACAGGACUUGGCCCAUACUUGUGCUGGACUCAAGCAAGCCCCGGAUGACCCCAACAAAGCUGCCUGUGCACCCAUUUAGACUCUCACAUUUGAUUGCUUUAUCAUUACAUCUUCUUUUCCACCCCCUCCCUACCCAUGCAGCUUUUAAUGUACUGAUUAUUUUUGCCUUGGCCGCCGCACCAUUUCUCUCUUUUUUUUUUCUCACAUUAGGAAGACAAGAUUGAGGGAAACCCAAUUUAGGGGCAGAAAUGGAGGAUUAGAGCAGCUGUUUAAUCUAGGACAGACUUGCACUGUGCCACCCAGUCCACUCUACAUGCCGAGUGCUUGCCACCCAUCCCCUGUCCAUCAAUCAGUCUAUCUUAGAUGGUCUUUUAAAUGUUUUAAACUAAUGGAUUCGAUUAGGUCCCCCAUCCCUUUUUCUCUUCCAAGAGUCCUGUAAUCCUCCACGGAUUUAACUGAAAUAUAAAAUGUCACAAUGCCAAAGACCCUUUUAAAGGUGUGUAUAUGCGUGCACAAA
Nerophis ophidion (straightnose pipefish) is the source of this 2953-nucleotide messenger RNA. RefSeq names its product transmembrane protein 260 (gene tmem260). NCBI's taxonomy places the organism in Eukaryota, Metazoa, Chordata, Actinopteri, Syngnathiformes, Syngnathidae. The transcript is spliced from 16 exons. The coding region runs from base 265 to 2328 and encodes 687 amino acids. The record is from RefSeq and is a predicted model, not a curated record.